This is a messenger RNA of Trichoplax adhaerens, 7575 nucleotides long. RefSeq lists its product as uncharacterized. The record is from RefSeq and is a predicted model, not a curated record. Gene Ontology annotation, molecular function: inositol 1,4,5-trisphosphate-gated calcium channel activity; inositol 1,4,5 trisphosphate binding. Gene Ontology annotation, cellular component: endoplasmic reticulum; membrane. Gene Ontology annotation, biological process: calcium ion transmembrane transport. Bases 1 to 7575 code for a protein of 2524 amino acids. The transcript has 48 exons. Lineage: Eukaryota; Metazoa; Placozoa; Uniplacotomia; Trichoplacea; Trichoplacidae.
AUGACUGAAUCAGGAGCUAGAUUUUUACACGUUGGAGAUAUCGCAUCUCUAUAUGCAGAAGGGACGGUCUGCGGAUUUAUUUGCACAUUAGGCUUAGUUGAUGACCGAUGUGUGGUGCAGCCAGACGCUGGUGAUUUGGCAAAUCCCCCAAAAAAAUUUCGGGAUUGCUUAUUUAAGAUAUGUCCAAUGUCACGCUACUCAGCACAAAAGCAAUUCUGGAAAGCCGCUAAACCGACAUUAUCUUCUGCUACCGAUGCUGUAUUACUUAAAAAGUUACACGACGAUGUACAGCGUAUUCAAACAAUUUUUAUCACCUGCAAGUAUUCAAUAUGUAUGAGUAUGCAUGUAUUAUAUUACAUACCGUAUGUCUGCGCUUCUGACGAGGAAGCAUCUCAUUUCUUAUCAAGUCAUGCAGCAGAAAUGGAAAAGAAACAAAAUGAACAAGAAUACGGAAAACUUCUUGGUACGACAAUUCAGUACGGAAAUGUAAUUCAGCUGUUGCAUCUCAAGAGUAAUAAAUACUUAACCGUCAAUAAGCGCCUGCCGGCUUUAUUGGAAAAAAAUGCUAUGAGAGUCACAUUAGACACUAACGGGAACGAAGGAUCAUGGUUCUAUGUGGUUCCAUUUUACAAAUUACGGAGUGUUGGCGAUAACGUGGUUGUCGGGGACAAAGUUAUAGUUAACCCAGUUAAUGCUGGACAGCCACUGCAUGCAAGCAACCAUGAACUAGUAGACAAUCCUGGUUGCAAGGAGGGUGAUGUAAUACGCUUAUUCCAUGCGGAACAAGAAAAAUUUCUUACCGCAGAUGAUUACAAAAGUAAAAUGCAUGUGUUUUUACGUACCACAGCACGUGCAUCGGCGUCUUCUGCCACAAGUUCGAAAGCGCUGUGGGAAGCAGAGGUCGUUCAGCAUGAUCCUUGUCGUGGAGGUGCUGGACGUUGGAAUAGUCUAUUUCGUUUUAAACAUUUGGCUACUGGAAAGUAUUUAGCCGCUGAGAUCGAUCAUGAUCCAACUCCAGAUGUUACUCGCGAAAAAUUACGAGGCUCUGCUGGUGGACCUGUAUAUCAUUUGGUUGCUGUACCGCAUGGUCAUGAUAUCGCGUCAAUCUUUGAAUUAGAUCCAACAACGCUACAACAUAGUGAUGCGCUGGUUCCAAGGAGCUGCUACGUAAGGCUACGACAUUUAUGCACGAAUACUUGGGUGCAUAGUAGUCAAAUUGCUUAUGAUAGUGAUGAAGAUAAGCCGGUUAUGCUGAAAGUAGGAACGGCAAGUAUUCGUGAAGAUAAGGAAGCAUUUGCAAUUGUUCCAGUGCCCGCAUCAGAAGUCCGAGAUCUCGAUUUUGCUAACGACGCCAGCAAAGUACUCGCCGAUUUUGCAAGCAAAGUAGAAAAAGGCACUUUUUCACAAACUGAAAGACGCUUUGUGACGCAGUUACUGACGGACGUAGUAUAUUUUAUUGUCGAUAUGGAACCCGUUGGAGAUGCGCUAUCUGUCACCACUAAUAAACCUGAUAGAGAAAGGCAGAAAUUAACUCGAGAACAGAAUAUAUUGGAACAGGUAUUCCGACUACUCAAGGCCCCUUUUUCGGACAUUGGUACAGGAUGUCUACUCAGAAUGGAGGAAUUAGCAGACCAAAGGCAUACUUCUAUUAGACAUAUUUGUAGGCUGUCCUAUAGAAUUCUGAGACAUUCACAACAAGAUUAUCGAAAAAAUCAGGAAUACAUUGCCAAACAAUUUGGAUUUAUGCAACAACAAAUCGGAUAUGACGUCCUUGCUGAAGACACCAUUACUGCGCUGUUACACAAUAACAGAAAAUUACUUGAAAAGCAUAUUACAGCAAAAGAGAUUGACACCUUUGUAAACCUAGUCCGUCGUAAUAAAGAGAUCAUCAAUGAAGAAUCCGAUAGCAAAGUGUAUCUCUGCUCGCGUGACGGUAAUUUCAGUAAAAGCCAAAGAGAUCUAGCACAAGGAGCCCAUGAAGGAAACAGGGAAGACAUCGAACUUUUGAAGUACUACCGAUACCAAUUAGAUUUAUUCUCGCAAAUGUGUCUGGACCGCCAAUACUUGGCUAUCAAUAGUCUUUGCAAACAAUUAGAUAUCGACCUUAUCCGUCGGUGUAUGUCGGAUGAAGCUUUACCCUGCGAUCUUCGGGCUUCUUUUACUCGUUUGAUGUUACAUAUGCACGUAGACCGCGAUCCUCAAGAGCCUGUAACCCCUGUUAAAUACGCCCGUUUGUGGGCUGAAAUACCGACCAAAAUAACUAUUGAAGAAUACGAUAAGUCUUUAAUGGAACAAAAAGUAAAAGAAGAUAUGACUUCGAAAUUUGCAAGCACGAUAAAAUUUGUAGAAGCUGCACUCCCAAAUCCGCAGUGGCCGAAUAGUGUAAUAAAAUCUAUUCAUGGUGUAGGAUCUGUUAUGACUAACAUUAUCGUUGGUAAUAAUGCGAGUACGAAUCGAAGAGACGCACCAGCUGCAACACACGAAAUGGUCUCGCAAGUUGGUAGCAUAGGGAAAACUAAAUCAGAAGACGUACUCGUCAUGAAUACGAAAUUGAAAAUAAUUGAAAUUUUGCAAUUUAUUAUGGACGUCCGUCUGGACUACCGGAUUUCUUGCUUAUUAUCGAUGUUUAAACGAGAGUUUGGGGAGAAAGGCGCUACGACAAAUAGUGUUGCAGGAACCACAAAACCAGAUGGUUGUGGUGGUCGAACUUUUCUUCGAGUUCUGCUGUAUUUGACUAUGCACGAUUACGCUCCGUUAGUGUCUGGUGCAUUACAAUUGCUUUUUAGACACUUCAGUCAACGACAAGAAGUACUCCAGGCUUUUAAACAGGUUCAAUUACUAGUAUCGAAGAGCGAUAUUGAAAAUUAUAAACAAAUCAAGCAGGAUCUAGAUCAAUUGCGACUUCUAGUUGAGAAAUCAGAGUUAUGGGUAUUUAAAAGCAAGAGUAACGCUAAAGGUGACAAGAAGAAAAAGUCUAAGACAGACUCAAAGAAAUCUGCUGAAAAGGAGAAUAACAACGCCAAGAACCAAGAAAAGAACAAGGCAAAUGAUAACACAGAUGUUAAUCUAGAAAAGAACAUACAAGCUAUUAUAGAAAAGAAUGCUGCGCUGGGAAGAUACCCUUCUAUCGACUUGGAGCAAUCCUUUGGCGACAAUGAAUCAGUUCAGAACUAUUCCAAAAUUCAACAGAUUCUGGAACGGUUAAGUAAAUUAUGUAUAUCUGAAAGUACGAAUAAAAAUCGAAAACAUGAACAACGGUUGCUAAGAAAUCUAGGCGCACAUACGGUGGUUCUAGAACUCUUACAGAUCCCGUACGACAAGUUACUGGAAGCAGAAACCGCACGGAGUAUCUUUCUGAAUAACUCUAAUCUUUGUAACGAAAUAACCGAGAGGGUUGUACAACAUUUCGUCCACUGCAUUGAAACGCACGGUCGACACGUGCAAUAUUUAAAGUUUUUGCAAACGAUCGUUAAGGCGGAAAGCCAGUAUAUUCGUAAAACACAAGAUCUAGUAAUGGCUGAGCUUGUUAACGUCGGGGAAGAAGUACUAUUAUUUUAUAACGAUAAAGCGUCUUUUGAUGGGUUCAUUGAAAUGAUGAGAUCGGAGCGUGAACGUUUUGAAGAUAGCGGGGCUUUGUCGUACCAUAUUAAUCUUGUACAUCUGUUGGCAUGUUGUACAGAAGGAAAGAAUGUUUAUACCGAAAUCAAAUGCCACAGUCUGCUUCCCUUGGAUGAUACAGUUAAAAUUGUGUGUGACCAAGACUGCUUGCCUGAGGUCAAAAUUGCAUACAUUAAUUUCUUAAACCAUUGCUACGUCGACACCGAAGUGGAAAUGAAAGAAAUUUAUACUAGCCAUCAUAUGUGGACUUUGUUCGAAAAUUUCUUAAUAGAUAUGGCUUUGGUAUGCCAAUCAAUCGAUCGUAGACAUGCAGAUUUACGGCUAGAAAAAUAUGUUACUGAAACUAUAAUGACGAUCAUAACAUCUUUCUUUAGCUCACCAUUUUCAGAUUCUAGUACAACUCUACAGACACGCCAACCUAUAUUUGUUAAAAUUUUACAAGGAUCAUAUCGCGUGUCUUUAUGUCGAUGGCUUAAUGGUCAACAAAAGUAUCAUGUGGAAACUUGUAUCAGAGUAUUAGCAGAAGUCGCAAAAAAUCGUGGUAUAGCUAUACCUGUAGAUCUAGACAGCCAGGUCAACGCAUUAUUUAGCAAAUCCUUAUUGGCAAUGAAGAGUACAAAACAAUGGAUCAGCCAUAGCAAAAACCGUCGUGAUUCCAUCAAUUCUCAAAAUCGAGAUUAUCGAAACAUUAUCGAAGGAUUGCAAGAUAUUGUUAGCCUCUUUGAAGACCAGUUGCAGCCGUUAGUAGAUGCAGAAAUGUCAGUACUAGUCGAUGUACUGUAUCGGCCCGAGUUGGUAUUUCCUGUACAAACUGAAGCUAGAACCCAGUGUGCCAAUGGCGGCUUCAUAUCAAAGCUGAUUCAACAUACGAAGAAGUUAUUGGACAAAGGUGAAGAGAAUUUAUGCUUGAAAGUCCUACAAAUUUUAAGAGAGAUGAUGACUGUCGACGUUGGCUUUAAUAACAAGGGAGAAGAAUUACGUAACAACUUAUUAAUUAGAUACUUCGGAAAGAAUUUUCGUAGGCCGAGUAUUGAUGGCAGUCUGAAACUAACAAGUAAUGGUGAAAUUUCAACAGGAAAUAAUAGUAGAGCCCACGGUGUUAUUUCGUUAGGAAAGCCGAAAAUGGAUCGAAUCUCUGUUCAUGUUGAUUCUCAUCCCGGAAAUGUAAAGCUGUCCCGAAUUGACAUGACCCUUUGCCAGAUUCAAUGUCAGCUUGAUAAAAACGGGGCGUCUGAUCUAGUGAUUGAUCUUGUAAUGACGAGUAUCAGUCGUCGAGUUUUCUUAGAAAGUAUAGAGCUUGGAAUUGCUCUUUUGGAAGGAGGAAAUAGUGUUAUACAGGCGUCCUUUUUUGACCGAUUUUGCCAAUCGAAAUCCGAAGCCUUUUUCAAAUGCAUUUGCGAUAGAAUGAAAGAAGCGCAAUUAGAAAUAAAAAAUAGUAUUAGCUUAAUGACUACCGACCAAGUUACUGAUGGACAAAAGUCAAACUACGGCACUCAAGGCAAUGGUAGUAACACUAGAUCUUCUGGUCAUAAUUUAUCUAGUAGUAGUGGAGCAGUUUCAUCAGAAAUGUUAGCCGGAACGGGAGUCCAAAAUUUAAAAAGUGAUGCGAAAAAAGCCAUGAUGGCGCCUGAAAUAAUGUGCAUGGGUCCGAUUUUACGCUUCUUGCAGUUACUAUGUGAAAACCACAAUCUAGACUUACAGAACUAUAUUCGGAAGCAGGAUAAUAAGACCAACUAUAACCUUGUUCUGGAAGCGUUGCAAUUUUUAGACUGUAUUUGUGGCAGUACCAGUGGGGGUUUAGGGCUUCUCGGCUUGUACAUCAAUGAGCAUAAUGUUGGUCUUAUUAAUCAGUGCCUAGAGAGCUUAACAGAGUAUUGUCAGGGUCCUUGUCACGAAAAUCAAAACUGUAUCGCAUCGCAUGAAUCUAACGGAAUUGACAUCAUAACUGCCCUCGUUUUAAAUGACAUUAAUCCACUUGGAAAACAUCGCAUGGAUUUGGUGCUGGAGCUUAAAGUUGAUGUUUGUCGACAAGCCUACAAACAAGGAAUGAGUGAAAGAGCAAAAAUUGAUAUUGGUGAAGACGAUGAAGAAAACCAAAUUUCACCACUGGAAGUCGGACAUAAUAUAUUUAUCCUUGCGCAUCAGUUGGUUCAGCACAAUAAAGACCUGCAGUCGCUGCUAAAAAGUGAUCCAGAGGACGAAGUUGUAAAUGCCCAGGAAGGAGCUCUACAGUACUACGCCUCGCAUACCGCCCAGAUUGAGAUCGUGAGACAAGACCGUACUCUGGAAAGGAUUGUUUUCCCGGUGCCUCCAUUAUGUGAAUAUUUAACAGAAGAAACUAAGAACAGAGUAUACCAUACAGCUGAACGAGACGACCAGGGCAGUAAGAUUUCAGAUUUCUUUCUAAAGGGAGAUGAUAUGUUUGAGGAAAUGCAGUGGCAGAAGAAACUAAGAAGUCACCGAAUAUUUUUUUGGUUUAGCAGCCAAAUGACUGUUUGGGGAAACAUUUGCUUCUACUUUGCUGUCCUAAUUAAUCUUUUCGUAGCUUUUUUUUAUCCCUUUUCAGUCAAUACUCGAGAUCUGGAUCCCAGGUUGUCGCUUUUAGUGUGGACUGCAAUGAUAAUUUCUUUAGCAGUAAUUCUUACUGCACCCCGUCCAUCUGGCAUUCGAACGUUUAUUGGCUCGACUAUCUUACGCCUAAUAUUUUCAGUAGGACUAGAUGCGACAGUGGCGUUGCUAGGAUUGCUAAAUGUAACGGUCAAGAUUACGUUUAUGGUAAGUUGGCUAGCCAACAAAGGAAAGAUCUCGAAAGGAUACUGGCAGCUACUAAGCGACGUAGAAUUAAUAUAUCACCUAGUUUAUUUAAUUAUUUGCAUCCUGGGCUUAUGCGUUCAUGAAUUCUUUUAUAGCUUAUUGUUAUUCGACGUGGUCUAUCGGGAAGAAACUCUCAUUAAUGUGAUAAAAAGCGUAACUAGAAACGGCCGUUCAAUAUUACUGACAGCUCUGCUUGCCUUAAUUUUGGUUUACUUAUUUUCAAUUGUUGGAUUCCUGUAUCUUAAGGAUGACUUUAUAAUAGAAUCUGAACAGAGAGUUAUUAAAAAGGCCAAAAAUAGUUCUUCUGGCUCUUGCCCCGAUGGUAGUUGUAAAGAAGCCCCUGUUAAUGGCAAGAAGACUUUAACUAGCCUUCUUUUGCAUAACGAUCGCAAUAUAAAAUUUGCCACAGUUAUGAAAGGGCAAGAGGACGACGAUGACGAAAUAGAAUACGAUUCGGAUAAAGAGAGAGCUUGUGACACAUUGUUGAUGUGCAUUAUCACUACUUUGAACCAGGGUCUCAGAAAUGGUGGUGGUAUAGGCGAUGUUCUUAGAAAGCCUUCUUCAAGAGAGCCUCUUUUUGUCGGCCGCGUUGUUUACGACCUCCUUUUCUUCUUUAUUGUUAUUAUCAUCGUGUUGAAUCUCAUCUUUGGUGUAAUCAUCGACACUUUUGCUGAUUUGAGAAGUGAGAAACAGCAGAAAGAAGAAAUUCUGAAAAAUACAUGCUUUAUCUGCGGUCUCGACAGAGCAAACUUUGAUAAUAAAUCAGUCACUUUUGAGGAACACACAAAAGAAGAACACAAUAUGUGGCAUUAUUUGUACUUCAUUGUAUUAGUCAGAGUUAAAGAUCCAACUGAAUUUACCGGUCCUGAAAGUUAUGUAUACGAAAUGAUAAAGCGCCAUGACUUGGACUGGUUUCCCCGGAUGCGAGCUAUGUCACUCUCAGUCGAGGAAAUCGACAGUGAGCAAAACGAACUGAGAAACUUACAAAAUCAGUUAGAGGCAACCAAUACUCUAGUCCUUAACUUAUCUCAACAGCUCAAUGAAUUGAAAGAUCAGAUGAUGGAACAGAGAAAACAAAAGCAAAGGAUUGGCCUACUUGCACCUCAGCAUACUGCGAAUAUUAUGUCUGGUCACAAUAUGUAG